Molecule: messenger RNA, 378 nt
Organism: Cetraspora pellucida
Lineage: Eukaryota; Fungi; Glomeromycota; Glomeromycetes; Diversisporales; Gigasporaceae
Source: the annotation of a GenBank genome assembly
AUGGGAAUAUGGCCCUUCAAUUCUGAUGUUAUUAGUUCUAAUCAUCUGAAGCCCUUAAUAGCAACACAUAGAUUCAACCUACUAAGUCCUGAACAAACCACUCAUCUGCUUGUUAUACUAACUUUUUCUUCUUUACCUAGCUACAUUCCAAGUUACCUUGGCCUGACCUCUACAAAUAAAGAACUAUGGUCAGAGAUAGAUGCACUUAAUAAAAGAGUUGAAUAUUUGGAAACAAAACUAGAAUUCUUUAAAAAUCCUGGUACCAGUCCUUUGCAGCUGAUGCUUAAGUACCCUUCGCACCAUCAUUCGAAGCAGACACUCCUUACUAAUAAAGAGUCCUUACGUUCAUUGAAAGAAGCAGAAGAGAAGGCAGAAAGA